GGGAAACCUCAGGGUGGCGCUGGCUGGAGGUGGGGCCGGGGGCGGGUUCCUGGCGGAGGGCGGGGCAGGCAUGGGCUACCGGGUGUGCCAGCCAAGCCCGACACAGAGGAGGUGGUGGUGGUGGCCCUCGCCUGUGGCCCAGGUGCUGCUUGCGCUCGAACUCGCCGCCAUGGAGGAGUUCCAGGAGCCUCUGAGUGGGCAGCUCCGGCUCUGCUUCUCGCCUGCGGCCCGGACCAGCCUCUUGCUGCUCAGGCUCAACGACGCUGCGCUGCGGGCGCUGCAAGAGUGUCAGCAGCAACAGGUACGGCCGCUGAUUGCUUUCCAAGGCCACCGAGGGUAUCUGAGGCUCCCAGGCCCUGGCUGGUCCUGCCUCUUCUCCUUCAUAGUGUCCCAGUGUGGCCAGGAGGGCGCUGGUGGUAGCUUGGACCUUGUGUGCCAACGCUUGGUCAGGUCUGGGCCUAACCGCCUUCACUGCAUGGGCUCACUCAGGGAGCGCCUCACUAUUUGGGCAGCCAUGAAUUCUAUCCCAGCCCCAUUAUCAGUUCAGGGACACAACCUGACUGAAGAUGCCAGACAUCCUGAGAGCUGGCAGAACACAAGAGACUAUUCUGAAGGACAUGCAAUAUCACAGCCACAGAUGGCGCUAGAGGAGGUGUCUAUGUCAGAUCCACUGGCAAGCAACCAAGGACAGUCACUCCCAGGAUCCUCAAGGGAGCACAUGGCACAGUGGGAAGUUAGAAACCAGACAUAUCUUCCAAACAGAGAACCUGAUCAGGCACUGCCUUCCUCUACCAGCCGGAAACGUCUGGAGAAGAAACGUUCAGUGCCUGUAGCCACUGUAGAACUAGAAGAAAAGAGGUUCAGAACUCUGCCUCUAGUGCCAAAUCCCCUACAAGGCCAGAGCCAUCAGGAUUUACAAAAGGGAGAAGACUGGGAGCAAGAAGAUGAAGAUAAGGACAUGGACCCCAGAUUAGAACACAGAUCCUCAGUUCAAGAAGACUCUGGAUCCCCAGGUCCUGAAGAUGUACCAGACUACCUUCUGCAAUACAGGGCCAUCCACAGUGCAGAACAGCAACAUGCCUAUGAGCAGGAAUUUGAGACAGAUUAUGCUGAAUACCGCAUCCUGCAUGCCCGUGUUGGUGCUGCAAGCCAAAGGUUCAUAGAGCUGGGAGCAGAGAUUAAGAGAGUUCAGCAAGGAACUCCGGAACACAAGGUGCUGGAAGAGAAGAUAGUCCAGGAAUAUAAAAAGUUCAGGAAGCGGUACCCAGGUUACAGAGAAGAAAAGCGUCGUUGUGAGUACCUUCACCAGAAAUUGUCCCACAUUAAAGGUCUCAUCCUGGAGUUUGAGGAAAAGAACAGGGGCAGUUGAAGUUAUCAAGAGGGCUCUUGACCCUCUGCUUAGUGAAACAUGAAGGAACAAAGCAGCUAUAAACUAAAUAGAAUGCAGCUAUCUCUUUUUCUUAUGCUGACCACUGGAGUCCAGGUGGCAAGUGGAGAGUUGCUCUAGGUUCUUGAGGUUUGGUUUUCAUUGUUGCUAAUUUUUAGGGUGUGGGCACUGUGCAAAGACUCCAUAGCUGUUGUGCUCAGGAGUCUAGAAAAAGGCUUGGCUUCUUCACUUUUAGUUCAGCCAAGUCAUUUUCAAGUCCUGAGAAAUGACAUCAUCUUCAAGAUAAGAUAAUGAGGACAUUAGGCAAAUUAAGUUAAUUUAGCCCGGUAGCCUCUCUAAGGAAACAAUAAUGACAACUUUUGCUAAGAGCUAAAAUAACUUGUAGCAUACCUGGAUAUAAUGGGAAGGGGCCUGGGUCUUAGCCAUGUACUGAAUUUUUUUUACCAACAUGGCUAAAAAAUUAAAACUGAUUGCUUCUGUGUUCUUUGUA
Molecule: messenger RNA, 1877 nt
Organism: Cebus imitator (Panamanian white-faced capuchin)
Lineage: Eukaryota; Metazoa; Chordata; Mammalia; Primates; Cebidae
Gene: ELL3
Product: elongation factor for RNA polymerase II 3
Exons: 11
Coding region: 71-1369 (432 amino acids)
Biological process (GO): snRNA transcription by RNA polymerase II; positive regulation of transcription elongation by RNA polymerase II; transcription elongation by RNA polymerase II
Cellular component (GO): transcription elongation factor complex
Molecular function (GO): cis-regulatory region sequence-specific DNA binding
Source: RefSeq, a predicted model, not a curated record